UGUGUUCUGCAUGUGCGUGCAUAUAGUAUGUCAACAUUCGGCUGUCAAAGUCAAACACAGUGUAUUGAUUUAUGAAUGAAAGAAGCCUGAACUAAUUAAAUUAAUCGCAGAUAUGAGGACUUACCAUCUCAUUGUGAUACUUCUUGCCAUUCCUUACAUCUGUCUUGCUGGUAAAGAGGAGGAUGAGGGUGUCAAAUUUGCAAACAAGUGCGAAGUGUGUAAAAUACUAGCUAUUGAAUUAGAAAAUAGACUUGAAGAGACUGGGAAGUCUAAAGAUGUAAUUGAAAUAGGAUAUUCUUUGGAUGACGCUGGGUCAAAGAAGAAGAAAACUAAGUACAAGAAGUCUGAAUUGCGUCUUGUGGAGUCUUUAGAGGGUAUUUGUGAACGUGUUUUAGAGUACAACAUUCACAAAGAAAGAACUGACAGCACCCGCUUUGCAAAAGGAAUGAGCCAAACGUUCAGAACUCUCCAUGGUUUAGUAAAUAAAGGUGUGAAGGUAGAACUUGGUAUUCCCCAAGAACUAUGGGACAAACCAUCUGUUGAAAUUACCAACAUGAAAACGCAGUGUGAGAUGCUUUUGGAGGAACACGAAUCAGACAUCGAAGAAUGGUACUUCAAAUCUGAAGGAAAUGUUCCCUUGAAAUCCUAUCUUUGUUCCCAACUUGUCUUACAAAAUGGUGACGAUUCUUGCUUGCUGGAAUCGGAUAAUGAUGGACUUGCCAACUCAAAAACUAAGUCUGAAAGUCAAGAGUCACAAAACAAUGUAAAAGAUAAGGAGGAACUGUGAAAUUUUAAAUGAAUGCAAGAAUAAAUGAAAGCAAGUCACUUUUAAAUGAA
Thrips palmi is the source of this 837-nucleotide messenger RNA. RefSeq names its product protein canopy 4 (gene CNPYb). The record is from RefSeq and is a predicted model, not a curated record. Gene Ontology annotation, cellular component: endomembrane system. Bases 113 to 787 code for a protein of 224 amino acids. Lineage: Eukaryota; Metazoa; Arthropoda; Insecta; Thysanoptera; Thripidae. Gene Ontology annotation, molecular function: signaling receptor binding. The transcript is spliced from 5 exons.